This is a messenger RNA of Gymnodraco acuticeps, 1176 nucleotides long. RefSeq names its product transient receptor potential cation channel subfamily M member 1-like. The transcript has 8 exons. Gene Ontology annotation, biological process: calcium ion transport into cytosol. The annotation marks the transcript as partial. Gene Ontology annotation, molecular function: calcium channel activity. The record is from RefSeq and is a predicted model, not a curated record. NCBI's taxonomy places the organism in Eukaryota, Metazoa, Chordata, Actinopteri, Perciformes, Bathydraconidae.
ACUCAGCGAGCUUGGAUCGAGAGAACCUUCCAGAAGAGAGAAUGCAUGCAGAUAAUUCCCAGCACAGAUGCCAGCAGGUGCGGCUGUGGUCAGCUGGUGUCGCAGCACCAGUCGGUCCCGGGGGGUGCCCCUGAAGAGGGGGGGGGGGCGGUGGUGCAGCUUGAGGCCCCUGCAGAGAGAUGGACCCCCCCGAAGCACACGCAGAGCUCCGGCACCGACGCAUAUGGACUCAUUGAGUUCCAGGGGGGGGGGCACGUCAACAAGGCCAUGUACAUCCGGGUGUCGUACGACUCGAAGGCGGACUCGCUGCUGCACCUGAUGGUGAAGGACUGGGAGCUGGAGCUCCCCACCCUCCUCAUCUCCGUUCAUGGGGGCCUGCAGAACUUCGAGCUGCCCCCAAAACUGAAACAGGUUUUUGGGAAAGGCCUGAUCAAAGCGGCGGUGACCACUGGAGCUUGGAUCUUCACCGGGGGGGUCAGCACGGGAGUGAUCCGUCAUGUGGGGGACGCUCUCAAAGACCACUCAUCAAAGUCCAGAGGGAAGGUCUGCGCCAUCGGCAUCGCCCCGUGGGGAAUCAUCGAGAACAAGGAGGACCUCAUCGGGAGAGACGUGACCCGGCCCUAUACGACCAUGUCCAACCCGCUCAGCAAGCUGUCGGUUCUGAACAGUAGCCACUCCCACUUCCUCCUGGCUGACAACGGGACGCACGGGAAGUACGGCGCCGAGGUGCGCCUCCGCCGGCAGCUGGAGAAACACAUCGCUCUGCAGAAGAUCAACACUCGUCUGGGUCAGGGGGUCCCGGUGGUGUGUCUGAUCCUGGAGGGGGGUCCUAAUGUAAUCUCCAUCGUGUUAGAGAGUCUGAGGGAGGAGCCUCCGGUUCCCGUGGUGAUCUGUGACGGCAGCGGCCGCGCCUCCGAUAUCAUCUCCUUCGCCCACAGAUACUGUGGAGAGGACGGAUUGCUGAGUGACAGUGUGAAGGAGCAGCUGUUGGUCACCAUCCAGAAGACGUUCACCUACAGCCGCAGUCAGGCGCAGCAGAUCUUCCUCAUGGUGAUGGAGUGCAUGAAGAAGAGGGCACUGAUCACGGUGUUCAGGAUGGGCUCAGAGGGACAGCAGGACAUCGAGAUGUCCAUCCUGACGGCUCUGCUCAAAGGUGACUCACUGAUCAAAAUAUAA